AUGGGUGGAUCAUCACCUUGCGGUGACUCGGUUCGAGCCGUCAAAGAUUACAAACGUCAAGCAACCACCUCUAAGAAGUGGCCUUCUCCAGUCGAAAAUGAUCACCAUAUCACUUUUUCGGCACUAGACACCAAGGGCGUCCACAUGCAACAUAACGAUCCUCUCCUCGUCGACCUCGACAUCGGUGAAUGCCUAGUCGUAAAAGUCCUUAUUGAUACCGGCAGCUCAUUCAAUCUCAUUUUUCGCGACACACUCGACAAAAUGGGAGUUGAUUUAAGGGAUAUGAAGCCUUCCUCUCGCACGCUCACCAGCUUCAACAGAGCCUCGGAGCAAAUGAUCGGGACAAUUUGUCUUCCAGUAUACGCAGGGGGUAUAACCCGCACCAUCAAGUUCUCCGUCAUCCGCGCCAAAGCACCCUAUAAUGCCAUACUCAGAACACCAUGGCAGCAUUCCAUAAAAGCCGUUCCUUCGAAUUAUCAUCAAUGUGUCAAGUUUCCCGGAAAAGACGGCAAAACACAGACAAUUCGGGGAGAUCAACAAGCCGCGAGAGAACUGCUGAUCGCAACUGUAAAGAUGCAGCAACAGGCUUCCCUUGUCAACUCCGUCAGUCAACCACUCUACAAGAUAUACCCCCAGAAGGAGGAAAUUCGCGAAGUCGCAAUCGAUGAGUCCGACCCGACGAAAAUCAUCCGAGUUGGCGUCUACCUGUCCGACGACAUAUGUUCAAGGAUCAUCUCUUUCAUCAAAGACAACGCCUCGACGUUCGCCUGGAAGACUUCCGACAUGAAGGGGAUCGACCCCGCAGUUACCUCCCAUGAACUGCACGUCGACUCGACGUUCAAACCCAUCCGACAGAAGCGCGAAAACUUGGUCCAGAACGAUCUAAAGCCGUAA
Messenger RNA from Brassica napus (rape), 894 nucleotides. RefSeq lists its product as uncharacterized. The record is from RefSeq and is a predicted model, not a curated record. NCBI's taxonomy places the organism in Eukaryota, Viridiplantae, Streptophyta, Magnoliopsida, Brassicales, Brassicaceae. The transcript has a single exon. The coding region runs from base 1 to 894 and encodes 297 amino acids.